GAUCGUCUUCUAGUACACCAACGUCCUCGGUGUCCUCCAGUUUUAACCGGGGUGAUGAUUGGUGGUACGCGAUGCAUAAGAAAGAUCCUGUUACUAAACAGAGAUUCAUUCCAGAUGAGGAAACAAAGAAAGCAGCUGACAAAUACGUAUUUGGAGUACAAGGAGAAGCAAGCCAAGGGUGAAUUCAUUCCGGUUCGUAACAGAGACGCCCUUUUUAUGGCUCUUGGAGAGAAGCCAGAUCAUCCGGGUCGCUGUUACGGUUUUGGGGGUGUUAAUGUUGGCUAUACCAAGGCUUUUGGACACGUACCUCGUACGCACUAUAGGAGAUCGAUGAAGGAACAAGAGGAGGCACUCAUACAGAAAAUGAGUGAAAGGUGGAGGGAGGACAUUGCCACAUAUAUGCAGAAUGUGAUGAUUUCACCUUCACAUCCAUCUACCGGGCCAUAUUCUUCACCAUCUGGUGGGCCAUCUCCUUCUCAUGUACAGCCACCUACUCAGUCACCUGGGCUGUAUCAUUUUUUCCUUCACCAUUUGCUAUGCCAUCUCCUCCUACACAGCCGACUCAGCCUCCUAUUCCAACAUCUGCUUCACCAUUUCCUGGGCCAUAUUCUGGGCCAUCUCCUGGGCCAUACCCUGGGCCACCUCUUGGGCCAUCUCCUGGGCCACCUCUUGGGCCAUUUCUUGGGCCAUAUCUUGGGCCAUCUCCUGGGCCAUCUCCUGGGCCACCUCUUGGGCCACCUCUUGGGCCACCUCUUGGGCCACCUCCUGGGCCAUCUCCUGGGCCAUCUCCUGGGCCACCUCUUGGGCCACCUCCUCGGCCAUCUCCUGGUCCAUCUCCUGAGGUAGCUGCUUCACAGCCCACUCAUCUACGUACUCCAUUAUCUGGAUCAGACACUCAUUUUCCU
Molecule: messenger RNA, 905 nt
Organism: Beta vulgaris subsp. vulgaris (sugar beet)
Lineage: Eukaryota; Viridiplantae; Streptophyta; Magnoliopsida; Caryophyllales; Amaranthaceae
Exons: 2
Coding region: 55-846 (263 amino acids)
Source: RefSeq, a predicted model, not a curated record